Molecule: messenger RNA, 3050 nt
Organism: Oryzias latipes (Japanese medaka)
Lineage: Eukaryota; Metazoa; Chordata; Actinopteri; Beloniformes; Adrianichthyidae
Gene: lgi2a
Product: leucine-rich repeat LGI family, member 2a
Biological process (GO): inhibitory synapse assembly
Molecular function (GO): protein binding
Source: RefSeq, a predicted model, not a curated record
CUACUAAAAUAGUCCAAUUAUGGAUUCAUCUCAAAUGAUGAAAAAUAAAAUGAUGCAUCCCCUGUUUUCAUUUGCUGCUGCAACUGCCUUGCUAAACGGCGAAGGCGUCCACAGAGGAGCUGCAGCUGAUUUGCUGAUGUCAGUGCAGCAUUUCACGGCGGCGCAGGGUAGAAACGCACGCGCGCGCUGCCUUCCUCGCGUCCUCACCCUCAUCAUCACACAUGCGAACCCGCCUAGAAUCAUGCCGCCAGCUCUCAAGAUUUGGACCCUGCUGUGUUUGUGGCUGUGCAACCUGUCGGAACCGGCUCACCCAAAGCGGGCUUUCCGAUGCCCCUCAACAUGCAGCUGCUCCAAGGAGUCCAUCAUCUGCGUCGGGUCCUCCCAUGUCCUGAGAAGCUCUCCCAGCGAAAUUCUGUCCUUGAGCAUCGUCAAUGGGACUUUCACUGAGCUCAAGGAAGGGGUGUUUUCUCACAUGCCAUCCCUCCAGCUGCUACUUCUGAAUUCCAAUUCUCUAACAACCAUACGGGAUGAUGCUUUCUCAGGUCUACCACAUCUGGAGUACCUGUUCAUUGAGAGCAAUAAGCUGGAGACUACGUCCAGGUUUUCCUUCAGAGGACUCAGGGAUUUGACUCACUUGUCUUUGGCGAACAACAACAUUAAAGCUCUGCCUCGGGACCUCUUUGCUGACCUGGACUCACUAAUAGAGCUGGACUUGCGAGGUAAUGCCUUUGAGUGCGACUGCCGGGUAAAAUGGCUCAUGACGUGGCUGAAGAGCACCAACGCCACCGUAUCCGAUGUCUUUUGUGCCGCACCGGAGGACCUGAAGGACAAGCGCCUUAACGACAUGAACAGCCUGCACAACGAGUGCGUUUCCACGGAUUUCGUCCUCCAUCAGUCCUUGGAUGCAGAGUCUCUGUCUGUCGACACGUUCAGUUACAAGAAUGACGUCUACGUGACCAUUGCUGCUCCAACCACAGAGAGUUGUAUGGUUUUCCAGUGGGACCACAUUGAAAUGAACUUCAGGACAUACGAUAAUAUUACAGGUCAGUCUAUUGUGAGCUGCAAGUCGGUUGUCAUCCAGGAUGAGGUGUUUGUCAUCGUGGCUCAGCUCUUCGGAGGUUCUCACAUUUACAAGUUUGACGAUGAUCAAAGCCGCUUCAACAAGUUCCAGGACAUUGAAGUGACUAAGAUCUCCAAGCCCAACGACAUUGAGGUGUUCCAGAUUGGCACCGAUUGGUUCUUUGUGGUUGCAGACAGCUCCAAAGCCGGCCUGUCCACCCUCUACAAGUGGAACGACAACGGCUUUUACUCGUAUCAGUCUCUUCACGAGUGGUUCCGCGACACCGAUGCAGAGUUCCUAAACUUGGAUGGAAAGGCCCAUCUGAUUUUGGCGAGCCGCUCUCAGGUUCCUGUGAUUUACCAGUGGAUUCGGAGCAGCCAGAAGUUCGUCCAGCAGGGAGAAAUUCCAAACAUGGAAGAUGUAGUGGCUGUCAAGCACUUCCGGAUCAAAGAGGAGCUGUACCUGGCUUUGACGCGAUACAUCGGCGACUCCAAAGUUCUGCGGUGGAGCCCCAAACAGUUUGCCGAGAUCCAGGCAGUUCCUUCCCGAGGUUCCAUGACGCUGCAGCCGUUCUCCUUCAAAGAACGGUACUACCUGGCUCUGGGAAGCGACUACACCUUUUCGCAGAUUUACCUUUGGGACGAGGACAAGAAACUCUUUGAGCGCUUCAAGGAGGUGUACAUCCAAGCGCCGCGCUCCUUUACGGUGGUUUCCACCGACCGCAGGGACUUCGUCUUUUCCUCCAGCUUCAAGGGAAACACAAAGAUCUUUGAACACAUCUCCAUUGAUCUGAGCUUGUGAGGGGCCGUGCCUUAUUGUCCCUUCUGGAAUCAAAUGUCUUCCACAAAAAAAGGGACUAGCCAUUAUGAACUAGCCAAUACAAAUACAUACGCUAACAGAAGAGCUAGGUCAGGUAGCAUCUUAACUUCUUUUUCAAAUUUUUUUUAUCAUUUUGUUCUUGUAAAUUUCCAAACUUUAAGAGUUUACAAAACUAGAAAAGAAAGAAAUCCAAAUUGCAUGGAUAAUAAGAAUUUUGAAGUCAGUUUUUGUUCAAGGUUGUUUUUUAGUUCAUCUUUUACGUGCAAAAACAUUGACACUUCCCCUCCAAAAAUAGAAACCACCUGAAAAAAACUAAAAUCCCUUUGCUUGUCCAUCCAUGCUCCUAACAGCCUGUGGUAAUUACUGUACAGAUCUUUGCCCCACAGGAGCUCUGUGUUCUCAUGGCUCAACAGUGCCUCCCUCUGGCCGUGAUGAAGCAUCGCACCCAAAUCUUCCAAGGAAGAAAAGUUUGAAAGCACAAACCUUUAUUUAAAAAAUUCUUCUUGACUGUAGUUGUUUAGCUGUUGAAUUAAGUGUAGGUGCUAAACGCUGUGUUACAUGCAGCUUAUUAAAAAAAGUCAACAAUUUGCUCUUUUUAGGAGAGACUAAGUCGAUGCAAACCUACAGAAGGUGAGUAUUUUUAGUUUUACAACUUUUGCAUCUUUGAAACUUGAUGUUGCAGCAGUCUGUAAAAUUGUUGUUGAUCAGGGACGUCUAAGGGUAUCCAGUUUUGGUCUUUCUUUCUUAAAUAAACCUUCACCAUUGACGUCAGAGGCCUUGUGUGAAACUCUGUAAAUAGAUCCACUGGAAACAAAUCUGUCACGUCUGCUUUUUUUCAGAAACCUGAAUCUGGAUGACUCAUAAAAUGAACAGAAAAUUCUGAAAAGAUUUUUGGCAAUGUCACUACAGAUCUUUGCACUUAACUUCAAAAUGAAAAAAAAAGUUACUGCAGCUUGCAAGGGCAUGACAUUAAAACAAAACAAAAAAACUAUUUCUAGAGAAACUUGAUGUCUUCUAGUGCUUUAUUAACAAGAGGAAUGGCAUUGCGGAUUUAGAAAAAUAUGCAAGUUUUAAACUGAUUUUGUAUGAAUUCGGUAUUGAAUGUCACUUAUUCUGAAAAUUACUGUAAGUUUAUUCAGUUGAAUAUUCAAAUAAAGGAGUAAAAAUGCAA